UCGUCUUUCUAGAAAAUAAAUUCCAAGAGAGCAGGGACCGUGCCUUAAUUAUCUCUAUAUCCUGAGCAUCAAGUGCAAUGCCUGACACAUUGAGAAGAGACACUGAAGGUUCAUUAUAUUGACUAAGGCAUGUAUAUAUGUGUUAGGACUCUGUGCAGGUGAUAGAAACUGGCUGAAAGAAUGUAAUUGAUUACCUCAUGUUACUGGGAUAAGCUUAGCUUUAAGGAUGGCAUGGUCCAGUGGUUCACAGGAUGUUAUAAGAAAUUAUAUUUUUCAUCUUUUGGUUUUGCUUUCCUUUGAGUUUGUUUGCAGCUCUUUACAUGGAGCAACACCUGGCAAGUGAGUGGGCCUCUUUGGCCAGAGCUGUGAGGAACUAAAGGGGAGAUAGGGUUAGCCUGCCUAAUUAACACAGAAUGGACAAGCAUUGGUUCUGCAAAGCCUGCUUGAAUUUCCUGAAGUUGUGCAAAAUAAAAUAUUACAAUUAUUGCCUUAUUCACAAUGUACAGAGGGAUUUUAUCAUACAAACUGGCGAUCCUACAGGGACUGGCCGUGGAGGAGAGUCUGUUUUUGGUCAACUGUAUGGUGAUCAAGCAAGCUUUUUCGAGGCAGAAAAAGUGCCAAGGAUUAAGCACAAGAAAAAAGGCACUGUAUCCAUGGUAAACAAUGGCAGUGAUCAGCAUGGAUCUCAGUUUCUUAUUACUACAGGAGAUAAUCUAGAUUAUCUUGAUGGUGUCCAUACAGUGUUUGGUGAGGUGACAGAAGGCAUGGACAUAAUUAAGAAAAUUAAUGAGACCUUUGUUGACAAGGAUUUUGUGCCAUAUCAAGAUAUCAGGAUCAAUCAUACAGUGAUUUUAGAUGAUCCAUUUGAUGACCCUCCUGAUUUAUUAAUUCCUGAUCGAUCACCAGAACCUACAAGGGAACAGCUAGAUAGUGGUCGAAUAGGAGCAGACGAAGAAAUUGAUGAUUUCAAAGGAAGAUCAGCUGAAGAAGUAGAAGAAAUAAAGGCAGAAAAAGAGGCCAAAACUCAAGCUAUUCUAUUAGAAAUGGUGGGGGACCUACCUGAUGCAGAUAUUAAACCACCAGAAAAUGUGCUGUUUGUAUGUAAAUUGAAUCCAGUGACCACAGAUGAGGAUCUGGAGAUAAUAUUCUCAAGAUUUGGACCAAUAAGAAGUUGUGAAGUUAUCCGAGAUUGGAAGACUGGAGAAUCCCUCUGUUACGCUUUCAUUGAAUUUGAAAAGGAAGAAGAUUGUGAGAAAGCGUUCUUCAAAAUGGACAAUGUACUUAUAGAUGACAGAAGAAUACAUGUGGAUUUUAGCCAGUCUGUUGCAAAGGUUAAAUGGAAAGGGAAAGGUGGAAAAUACACCAAGAAUGAUUUCAAGGAGUAUGAAAAGGAACAGAAUCAACCAUCUAAUUUGGUUCUGAAAGAUAAAGUAAAACCCAAACAAGAUGCAAAAUAUGAUCUUAUAUUAGACGAGGAGGCAGAAGACUCAAAAUCAAGUCACUCACACACAAGUAAAAAACACAAGAAGAAAACCCGUCACUGCUCUGAAGAAAAGGAAGACGAGGACUACAUGCCAAUCAAAAAUACGAAUCAGGAUAUCUACAGAGAAAUGGGAUUUGGUCACUAUGAAGAAGAAGAAAGCUGUUGGGAGAAGCAAAAGAGUGAAAAGAGAGACCGACCUCAAAACCGAAGUCGUAGCCGAUCUCGAGAAAGGGACGGCCACUAUAGUAAUAGUCACAAAUCCAAAUACCAAACUGAUCCCUAUGAAAGAGAAAGGAGUAAAAAGAGAGACCGAAGCAGGAGUCCCAGGAAAUCCAAAGAUAAAGAAAAAUCUAAGUACCGAUGAAAGAUGAAGAAGCAGACAUGAGAGGCUAAAAUAUUUACUCUUGUCUAACUUAGAGCACUAGACGUUCAGAGUUUUGUCAGAGCAGUUAAAGACUGCUUAUUUGUUUUUUCUUUUUUCCACACUAAGAUUAUGGCCCUUUUAGAUUAAUAUUGAUUGUAUAGGGCACAGAAAGACAAUAAAGAAUUGAACAUUUCUUUGUAUACUUUUUUACCUUAAUGUUAUUGUUAUACCUAAAUAGUCUUCAUUUUUCAAGUCUUUUGCAUUUUCAACUUUUUAAAAAUGAAGUUUUUCAUACCUACAAAAAUACACAAACAUGUAUAUAUAAGGUAUAAAGAAUAAUAAAUAUCUGUGUACCCAUCAAGCCAGCUUAGGAAAUAAACAUUACCUGCGUUUUAGAAGUCCCUUAUGUGCCCUCAACUUCUCCAGUUAUUGUUAUUAUGAAUUUUAUGUUUGUUAUUCUCUUGCUUGUUACAGUUUUAUAGGAUAUGUAUGUAUCCCUAAAGGAAGUGUUAAGUUUUAUGGUUUUGAAUUUUAUAUAAAUGGUAUAAUGUAUGUUUACUUCUGUGACUUGCUUUUUUUCAGCUUAGUACUUUUUGAGAGUCAUUCAUUGUUACUGCUGUAUAGUUUUAUACUAGACCACAAUUUAUCUUUUCUGUCGAUGGACAUUUGGGGUUGGUCGGUUGGUUCUGUUUUUGCUUUUGCAAACAAUGCUGCUAUGAACAUUGUAUAUCUAGGAGGGCUAUUGCUUGCUCACGUGGCUUGGAUCUUCAUCUUUACAGGAUAAUGCCAAAUUCUAUUCUACAGCGGCCGUACCAGGUUAUUCCCUGCCAGCACUGCCAGUUUCCUUUGUUUCAGCAUCAUCUCCAACACUUAAUUUUAAACUUUUUAAAUUUUGCCAGUCUAGUGGAUGUUAGGUGAUAUCUUUUUGUUGUUUCCAGCAAGCAGGCUAUUAUUCUUAUCUUUGUCCUUCUAUAUGUAAUGUGUUCUUUUUCUCUGGCUGCGUUUAAGUUUUAGAUUUUUAAACAAUUUGAUUAUGGUGUGUGCUGGGUGUCUUUUUUUUUCAUGUUUCUUCUGCUGGGGCUAUUUACCUAUGGUUUUGUGUUUUUCAUCAAAUUUGGAAAACUUUUGUCUAUUAUUUCUUCAAUUAUUUUUUUCUGUUUCUCCCCUCCCUUCUUUUCUAUCUGGGACUCUUGUAUGUUAAGCCACUUUAAAUUGUCUUGCACUAUGCUGAUGCUCUGUUCUUUGUGGCUUUUGAAGAGUUUUUUUCUCUUCGUAUUCCAAAUUGGGUAGUUACCAUUGCUGUGUCCUCAAGUCCAUUAAUCUUUUCUCCUGAAGUAUCUAAUCUGUUAAUCUCAUUCAGUGUAUUUUUCACCUCAGACGUAUUUUUAAACUUUAGAAAUUUUAUUUUAAUAUUUUUAUAUUCUCAGUUUCUUAAAAUGCUCUUGAUUCCCUCUUUUUUGGGGAACAUCCGGAGUAUAUUUUAAUAGCUGUUUUCAUGUACUCACGUACUUGACUAUUCUAGCUCUGUCGUUUCUGGUCUGCGUCUGUUGGUUGACAACCUCUCUCCCCCCCCGCCCCCCUCAAUUAUUGAGUUGUAAUUUCUUUCUUUGCAUGGUAAUGUUUGGAUUUUACAUUGCUGGCUGCCGAAGUUUUUAUAUUACUUUAAAUAUGUUGAGUUUUUAUCUGGGACAUAAGCAACUUGGAAGCAGUUUGAUCCUUUCGUAGCUUGCCUUUAAGCCGAAUGAGGCAGGACCAGAACAUCCUUUAGCAAGGGUUAAUUUGGCCCGCUACUGAGAGAACAUCCUCUGAAUAAUCUUCCCUAGGCCUGGUCUCAUGAGAUUUUUCUGCUCUGGCUGUUGGAAACAAGAACUAUUCUGAUCCCUGUAUGAACUUCCAAAUUGUACCACCCGUUCUUUCCUGGUGGUUCCUUCCCACCCUUGGGUAGUUUCCUCACUUGCAGACACUGGUUAGCGUUCAGCUGAAGACUCGGGAACUCUAUAGAUCUGCGGCUACCUCCUCCGGUACUCUGCCCUAAAAUUUUUACUUCGGCUCCCCUAAAUUCUCUACCCAGGGAUACUCAGGCUCUUUUUGGAGGCAUGUGCUUAUCCUAGGGCUACAGCCUGGAAACCAUGCAGUAAGUUCGGGCAGUCAUGGGGCUUUCCUUGUUUUCUUUUUUUAAAGAGUUGCUCUUCACUGACUGUUGCCUAGUGUUUGAAAACCUUGUGUAUAUUUUGUACAGGUUUUUAGUUGUUUAAGAUGGCAAAGGUAAGUCUUGCCCCUGUUACUCCAUUUUAGCCAGAAUGGAAGUCUCGUUUCAAUCUGCAUUUCCUAAGUGCUAACAGGGUUGAUCCUGUUUUCAUUUAAUAUUCAUUCCUGAUUGCUCUCUGUGAAAGCUUUUUUUGUGUAUUUUAUGUUGUCUUUUCCUUCUAGGACAUAUUUUAUGUCUUUUGUGUAUUUUAUGUUGUCUUUUCCUUCUAGGUUUCUUUAAGGAGUUUUUAAAUAUAGAUUGUGGAUUUUAAUCCAUUUCGUCGCAGUCUUUAUUGAAAUGUAAUAGACAAUUAGUUGCUUGUAUUUACCUCGUACAAUUCAAUGAGGUUUUUUUUUUUUU
Pteropus alecto (black flying fox) is the source of this 4455-nucleotide messenger RNA. RefSeq names its product peptidylprolyl isomerase like 4 (gene PPIL4). Gene Ontology annotation, biological process: protein peptidyl-prolyl isomerization. Gene Ontology annotation, cellular component: nucleus. The record is from RefSeq and is a predicted model, not a curated record. NCBI's taxonomy places the organism in Eukaryota, Metazoa, Chordata, Mammalia, Chiroptera, Pteropodidae. The coding region runs from base 414 to 1847 and encodes 477 amino acids. Gene Ontology annotation, molecular function: peptidyl-prolyl cis-trans isomerase activity; RNA binding. The transcript is spliced from 13 exons.